Camelina sativa (false flax) is the source of this 1634-nucleotide messenger RNA. Its product is annotated as F-box/LRR-repeat protein At2g42720-like. Lineage: Eukaryota; Viridiplantae; Streptophyta; Magnoliopsida; Brassicales; Brassicaceae. Gene Ontology annotation, molecular function: protein binding. The record is from RefSeq and is a predicted model, not a curated record.
CUCUCAUUUUCUACAAUUUCGACCGAUGUGCUGCUCUUCUCUCGAGUUUUCAAAACCCUAAAUUGGGUUAAGUUUUCAGAGCUUUCGUCAAUUUAGCCGCCGCCUCUGUUGCGAUUAGCAAGGGUUUCUGAGUGGUAAUGGAUAGAAUCAGCCUUUUACCAGAUGAGGUUCUUGGGCACAUCUUAUCCUUUCUCCCCUCAAAGCAUGCUGCUUCGACGUCGUUACUCUCUAAGAGGUGGAGGAAUGUGUUUGUUUUGGUUCCAAGUCUUAACCUUGAUUAUGUGCUUGAUGAGGCUAGACAAUACCGGCAUGACCAUUCCAAAGAUUUCAUGGAUUUUGUGGAGAGUUUGCUCAUUCUGCGAGGCAAGUCGCCAGUAAAGAAGUUCGCUUUGAAGAUUCAUCUCCCUCAUCUAUUUGGCAUAGACCCAUCUCGUGUUCAUUGCUGGAUUUGCAAUGUGCUUGAGCUUGGUGGACUUGUGGAUCUUGAUCUGUUCGUCACUUUCCAAGGGAAACUUCACCUUGUGCCUUUGUUGAUCUUCAAGAGCAAGACACUUGUUAAGCUGAGAGUAGGACGUGGUUUUAUACUCAAGCUUUCUCAUCAGGACAUUUAUCUCCCUAUGCUUAAGACUUUAUCUCUUGACACUGUUGACUUUGAAGGAGGUCAUGAUGUCCUUGAAACUCUUCUACCUCGUUGCCCUUUGCUUGAAGAACUGGUUCUUGAUGAUCAGCGUUGGAAAACUCGGUGUGGUUUUGUGUCUUCUCCAUCUCUGAAGAGACUACGCAUCCGAUUCUUUAAUGUCCCCAUCAUCUCUCUUGAUGUUCCCAAUCUUGUUUACUUGGAACUUUCUUGUAUAUUUGGGAGCAAGUAUGCAAAUCUUAACUUGGAUUCCCUCAUUGAAGCUAGACUCAAUCUUUGGGUAGAAGAACGGCGAUUAAGGGAACUAAGAGAUGGAUAUGCUCAUUUAGAUUCUGCUGACCUGAUGGAUCUCAUCACUGCAAUCAGAAAUGUUAAGGUCCUUCACUUAACUAGUGAUGCUCUUGAGUUGUUUUACUACUCCGGUCAAGAUUUACCCAUGUUCGACAACCUUGUUUGUCUAUCUAUCGCAAGUGACAAGAAGCAAGGAUGGCAAGUUCUGCCACUUCUUAUCAAGAACUCUCCAAAUCUUGAAACUCUCAUCUUCAAGGGUCUAGAGCACUACGUAACUUCAAAAUGUGGGGAUGCAUGUGUUUGCUUUGUCACUUGGGAGGGUAGCCGGUCUUGCCUGUCAUCUUCUCGAGUGAAGGUGCUGGAGAUAUGGGGUUAUCAAGGAACUCCAAGAGAGCUGAACCAAGUGAAGCAUUUCUUAAAGAAGCUACCAUGUCUUGAGCUGGUGAAAAUUUGUGCUGUAAUCAACAUCCAAGUGCCCAUCGAUGUACAGUAUCUUUUGAAGCUUCCAAGAGCUUCAUCAAACUGCAAGAUCGAAGCCAUAUCUUAACUAUAAAAGAUAAAAACGCAAAAGCCUAUUGAGUAUGCUUAUGGUUUUGCUAAGUCCUUUUUAAUAUCUCUUGAAUGUGAAGUCUUUGUAUUUGGUUUAUGACAGAAACCUUGCCAGCAGACAUGAGAUAAACUGUGUGGAAUUGUCAGUUUACUUUUA